AUGAAGUCUACUUGCGUCUUACCCUCACUUUCAGAUUUAUUGAACCCUACAACAGCACCUUACUAUAAUCAUCAUCAACCACAACAGCAAAGAUACACAAGACCGUCAUCCCAUUCAGUGCUCCAAGUAUCUAAUCUGCUCACAGAAGACGACAUGGAGGACUAUGACGACGAGCCCGUAAAAGCUAAAAGAAAAAGGGCUUCUCCAACUCAAUUGAGUGUUCUCAACCGAGUGUUUGAACAGACAUUUUUCCCUUCAACAGAGCUACGAAUGGAAUUGGGAAAACAACUUGGUAUGAGCCCAAGAACAGUUCAGAUUUGGUUUCAAAACAAGCGUCAAUCCAUAAGAACACGAGAGCGAGUCGUGACCCAUAUCGCAUCGCCACCCAUUUCACCUUCAAUUCGACAUUAUGCAUCUCCACCACCACCACCUACAAACCAUCAUCAUUAUAGCCAGAAGCCUGCCCACAUCUCGCUUCCUCCACUUCGACUACCUCCACCACCUACGUUUCCAUUGACCCCAUCUUCAUCGGUGCAAUCGAGCCCAAACUCCUUUGAUAACUCGAUUCUCUUUCGUGAUUACUGA
This is a messenger RNA of Mucor velutinosus, 585 nucleotides long. RefSeq lists its product as uncharacterized. The transcript has a single exon. Bases 1 to 585 code for a protein of 194 amino acids. Gene Ontology annotation, molecular function: RNA polymerase II cis-regulatory region sequence-specific DNA binding. Gene Ontology annotation, biological process: regulation of transcription by RNA polymerase II; cell differentiation. NCBI's taxonomy places the organism in Eukaryota, Fungi, Mucoromycota, Mucoromycetes, Mucorales, Mucoraceae. The record is from RefSeq and is a predicted model, not a curated record.